Molecule: messenger RNA, 3867 nt
Organism: Oxyura jamaicensis (ruddy duck)
Lineage: Eukaryota; Metazoa; Chordata; Aves; Anseriformes; Anatidae
Gene: C7
Product: complement C7
Exons: 18
Coding region: 211-2715 (834 amino acids)
Biological process (GO): immune response
Cellular component (GO): membrane attack complex
Molecular function (GO): protein binding
Source: RefSeq, a predicted model, not a curated record
GCUGGCUGUGUCCCUGGAGAGCACUAGCUGGGUCAAGAUAAAAAUUCCUCAGCAGUGUUCAGCCUUUUGGAGAAAAGAAAAGCUGAAUAGAAAGGCAGAGUGAGAAGAGACAUACAGUAGCAGGCAGACUGACUGACUCCUUCAGCUGCUGAAUUGAGUGGAAGUGCAUUUUCCCUGGUAAUUGGUGGAUGUCUGAGUAUUUCAUCUAACAUGAAGGUGCUGGGGAUUUUUGUGUUGCUGGAAGUUACAGGCUUCUUUCCUAUUUUUUCCAGCCCUUCCUAUCCAGUCCAUUGCCGCUGGAAUUCUUUUGGCCCUUGGUCCGAGUGUGAUGGCUGUACUCACAAACAGAUUCGGAGACGGACAGUAGCAGUUUAUGGGCAGUAUGGGGGAAACCCCUGCUCUGGCGAUGCUUUUGAAAUAAGACCCUGCACCCCCACAAGGGGAUGCCCAACAGAGGAUGGCUGUGGUGAUCGGUUCAGGUGCUUUUCAGGUCAGUGCAUUAGCAGAUCUCUUGUGUGCAAUGGAGAUCAGGAUUGUGAAGAAGAUGGCACUGAUGAAGAUCGAUGUGAAGAGAAGACGACUAUAUGUGAUAUUGACAAAACACCUCCAAAUGCAGAGCUUACAGGAACAGGCUUUGAUGCCAUUACUGGAGAGACUAGGGGAAGAGUCAUUCAUACAAAAAACUUUGGAGGACAAUGCAGAAAGGUCUUCAGCAAUGACAGGAGAGAAUACUACAGGCUGAGUGAAAGCGUUCUUGCAUAUACUUUCCAGGUUAAAAUUCAGAAUGAUUUCAGUUAUGAGUUUUUCAACAGUAGUUGGUCUUAUAUGAAGCACGUAUCAAGGCAUGAAACAUCAAACAGUGGACACUCUCAUAGAGACAGUAAAAGUAAUGACAACAGGCAAAAGAGUAGGCAGCUGAUGGUUAUUGAGAACAGUGUGGAAGUUGCUCAGUUUAUUAACAACCGCCCAGACUUUCUCACUCUUGCGGAGCCAUUCUGGAAGGAACUUGCCAACCUUCCAGUUGUCUACGAUUACAAUGCCUACCGAAGAUUUAUUGAGUAUUUUGGGACUCAUUUCUUACAGUCUGGAUCUUUAGGAGGACAUUAUAAACUUAUAUUUUAUAUGGAUACUGACAAAAUGAAAGCGGAAGCUCUGAGCACAACAGACAUGUACCAGUGCACUUCAUCAGGCUGGAAUAUAUUCUUUGUGAAGAAGAAGAAAACAGAGUGCUCCAAGCUGGAUGAACUGCUACGGACUUCUUCAGGAAGCAGCAGCAAUAAAAUUAAAGGAGACCCCUAUGUAGAAGGAGGAAGUGCAAGUGCCAUUGCUGGCCUUAGUUUUCUAGAACUGGAUAAUCCUGCUGGGAACAGUGAGAAAUAUUCCUUUUGGGCCAGAUCAGUGACAGACUAUCCCAAAGUAAUUAAACAAAAGCUAACACCAUUAUACGAGCUGGUAAAGGAAGUGUCCUGCUCCUCCGUCAAAAAGCAUUACCUAAAACAAGCCAUUGAAGAAUAUAUGGCUGAAAAUGAUCCCUGCAAGUGUCGGCCAUGCCAGAAUGGGGGUGAGGCGGCUGUGGAUGGAACUCAGUGCGUGUGUUACUGCAAACCUUACACCUUUGGAGCAGCUUGUGAGAUGGGAACUCUUGUGCAAGAUCAGCCAGGUGUUGUUGAUGGACACUGGAGCUGCUGGUCUUCCUGGAGCUCUUGUUCAGGGGAAAGGAGAUCAAGGAGUCGAACUUGCAACAACCCCUCCCCAAGAGGUGGAGGGAAGGCCUGCAUAGGAGAGCACCAUGAAAGCAGACCCUGUGAAGAUGAAGAGUUGCAGCAUUUGCGCUUUAUUGAACCACACUGUUUUGAUACAUCCAUAACUCCAACAGAAUUCUGUUCACCUCCUCCUCUCUUGGAAAAUGGAUUUAUUCAAAAUGCUGAAAACUCAUACCCUGUUGGGAAAAGCAUUGUUUACGCUUGCAGACAUGGAUAUUCUCUUGUUGGUGAUCCUGUUGCUAAGUGUGGCAGUAAUUUAGAGUGGCAAGUUGGAGAAAGAUAUUGCCAGGAAACUUCUUGUCUCCUACCUGUCCUGGAGGAUGGCUUGCAAGGAGACCCAUGGAAACCUUCAUAUGAGAUUGGUGAGAAAAUAACUCUGUCCUGUAUAGAAGGCAUGCGAUUAGAAGGAGCACACUCCAUUCUGUGUGAACCCAGUCUCAAGUGGUCUCCUGACAUGAAAACUAUUCAGUGCAUAAAAACAGAACCCAGUGUGAAAACAGAAGUGACAGAGCCUAAAUGUCAGCCAUGGGAGAAAGUGCAGCAGUCACAAUGUGUGUGCAAAAUGCCCUAUGAGUGUGGUCCUUCCCUGGAUAUCUGUGCCACAGAUCAAAGAACGAAGAGAAACAUACCUUUAACUGUUUGCAAGAUGUAUGCUUUGGAGUGCAUGGGCAGAAAAUAUUCUCUUACUAGCUCAGACAACUGCAAAACUCCUCAAGCCACUGAGAAAUCAUGUGGAUCAUGCCAUUCAUGGGAAAGAUGUGAUGCAGAGUCCAACAGCUGUGCUUGCGACGAAGACGCGCCGUGUGAAGAGGGAGGCAUCCAGAUCUGUGCUGAAGUGAGCGGCUCUGCUGCCCAUCGGACCAUGACUGAGUGCGAGGCUGGGCGGCUCAGGUGCCGCGGGGAGACCGUCACCCUUGUCAGCAUAAGGCCCUGCAAUGUGCAGAGCAAAUAAGAUGUGUUGUGGUUUGUUUUGUGUGUUGCUGUGGGAUAUGUCAAAAAUGUGUCAGCUUUUGGGCAGGACAUACUUCAAACCUUGCUCUAUCAAAUCUAAGCUCUGCCGUGAAGUUCACUGCAGCCAACGAGACCAUGUGUGUUGGCUCCAGUUGGCUCUGGCUUGAGGCUCUUCAUCAGGCAGAGCUGCAUUCACUGCCACUUCUGACCCAAGGGCUUUUGGCUUAGGCCCCUGAUUUAGCACUGUUGGGUUUUCUUUCACAUUCCUGUCACAGUUAAAAAAUGUUCUUGAACUACGACUGCCAAAGUAGUGAUGGAUUACAGUGUCUAACACUGUAAAUACGUUUUUCUGAAAGCCAUGCAAACAUAUGCAUAUACUGAUUAUAUUUAGAUUCUCAGAAAAAGAAUAGCCUUUACAAAACAAGAUGUACGAUUCCUCACUUUUAAUAAAGUAACUUCUUCCUAAUGUGCCUUAUUCAGCUGAGCAAAAAGCAUGUACAGCAUUGAACCUGUCGUUGAGCCUGAAGCUUUUAAAGGUCAAAACAAUGUGCAUUAACAGUAAAGUCAGCUUAAAGUAACGAGAAUUCCUAUGCUUUCAGCUUCUUGUACAUAGAAACACUUCAUGAAAAAUCACCAUUUUACACUGUCAUAGCUAUCACUGUGAGCUACAUUUGUAAGCGCAGAUAACUGCAUUGCAUGUCACAUACAUUUACGUUAGUGCCCAAACUCGUUUGCUCACAGACCAUUGCACAUGGAAGUCUUCCACCACAGCUUUCCACAAAUUUCUCAAAGGGAAUUGGAUUCUCACAAGAAGGGAGACACUCUGUACAUAGUUCCCCUGGAGAUAACCUUUGACAAUCUCGUAAGAUUGUUCCUAAAUAUAAGGAGUCUUUGACACUCUUUCCUUAUACAGCUAAGCACGCUGUCUAGCAUAAUGAGGCAACGACUUCUUGGCUCACAUAGGGUGUACCUUGCAAGCUGAGGUGCCCACCCCGGCGGUAUGAUCCCCUCCUGACUAUUCUCAGAUGCAAAUAAUGACUAAGGGCCAGAUAGCAAAUGAUCAAGCCAGUGCAGUACUACCACCAAGAAGCUUUUAUGCUUUGUAAUUAACAGAUUUUACUUCUUACUAUUAAUAAAUGCCUACCAGAUGAAA